This is a messenger RNA of Rotaria sp. Silwood2, 834 nucleotides long. NCBI's taxonomy places the organism in Eukaryota, Metazoa, Rotifera, Eurotatoria, Philodinida, Philodinidae. The record is from the annotation of a GenBank genome assembly.
AUGUAUGUUGGUAUUGGUCUCAGUCAUGGAGUACCGGGUUCAGGUAGAAAAUUUUCAACCGUAGCUGUUGUUGCAUCAGCCGACGAUAUACCCAAUCGAUAUUUCAAAGAAGUUUACGUCCAAGAACGAUUAGAAAAAGAAACACGAGGGCAAAGCCGUGAAUAUGUUGUAGAUAUGAAAGAUAUUAUGAAAUCUCUUAUUAGUCAAUAUGACAAAUAUCAUGGUUAUCCACCAAAAGCGAUUGUUAUCUAUCAUGAUGCAAUUUCAAAUAGUGAAUUUGAUAAUGUAUUCGAACAAGAACUCACGGCAAUACGAGAAGCUUGUGUUGAAUUAUUAUCAAUCUAUCAACCUUGUCUUACUUAUAUUGUGGUCAAUAAAAGACAUCAUACCAGAUUUUUUCCAACCGAUUCCAAGGGUAAUGUUAAGGCUGAUACAGUUGUUGAUUCACAUGAAGUUACUAAUCCUACAACUUAUGAUUUCUUUUUGAAUAGUCACCAUGCAGAAAAAGGAACAAGUCGUCCAGCACAUUAUCAUGUUUUGUACGAUGAUAAUAAACUAAAACCAGAUCAAGUUCAAAUGUUAAGUUAUGCUCUUUGUUAUGCAUCUGCUCGUUGUACACGUUCAAUAUCUAUUCCAGCACCUGUAAAAUAUGCUGAUUUAUUAACCUUUCGUGCAAAUCUCUAUAUCAAUAGAAAUGGCCAAAUCCAUACAGAAUCAGAGGUUGCAGAACAGACUACUCUAGUGGCUCAAACUGAACAUGUCAAAGAUGGGAUAAUGAGUAAACGCAUUGUGUUAAGUUCGAAAUUAGCACCAGAUUCUCCUUUCUUUUUAUAA